AAGUCCCUAUGGCUCCUCCUCCUCCCGCGACCUUGCCUCUGGGCGAGAGACUCAAGGCUCUCGCGCAGACCCUGCAGUUUGCUUGGUUUGUUGGACAUGUGACACUGUUGCUCUCGGUCUUCCGCUACACCCUGUCUUGCAUCUUCUUCAACUACUACUCCUCCUCCGCCCAGAUCGCCUACCGCUUGACCUUCAUCUCGGCCGCCGUCACCUAUGGAAUCGUGGUGUACAAGGGACACUUCGCUCGGGGUGUCCAGGGCACUCCCGUCCAGAUUUUCACCAAGCUUCUCUCCGAUGAGAAUGUGCAAUACCUUGGAAUGGCCCUUGUCUGGCUGUACUCCCGCCAGCUCAUCCUGGCUCUCCUCCCCUUCAGCGUGUACUCGGUCUUCCACGUCGCGACCUACAGCCGCAUGUACCUGAUUCCGACCUUGCAGCCCGCUGCUCCUGGCUCCGCUGGCCCUGCUUCUCCCUCCUCCCCCUCCAAGCCUGCUGCUAAGCAGUCCCCUCUCGCUGAGACUAUUGGCCGAUUCAUCAAGCAGUACUACGAUGCCAGCAUGGGUGUUGUCGCUACCCUCGAGAUCGCCCUUCUGUUCCGCCUGGUCCUGUCCGCCAUCACCUUCUCCAAGGGCAGUUGGGUCCUCCUGAUUGUCUACCUGUCUUUCUUCCGUGCCCGCUACGCCCAGAGCUCCUUCGUUCAGCAGGCUGUCCGUCAGCUCACCGCCCGUGCUGACGCCUCUAUCUCCCACCAGAGCACUCCUCCUCAGGCUCGCCAGGCCUGGGAGGCCAUCAAGGGUGUUGUUCGUCAGGCUUACGAGGUCACCGAUAUUAGCCGCUACAUUGGUGGAUCUACCGCUGCCAAGAAGCCCCAGUAA
Penicillium antarcticum is the source of this 872-nucleotide messenger RNA. RefSeq lists its product as uncharacterized. The transcript has 4 exons. Gene Ontology annotation, cellular component: endoplasmic reticulum; membrane. The record is from RefSeq and is a predicted model, not a curated record. NCBI's taxonomy places the organism in Eukaryota, Fungi, Ascomycota, Eurotiomycetes, Eurotiales, Aspergillaceae. Gene Ontology annotation, biological process: membrane organization; endoplasmic reticulum tubular network organization. The coding region runs from base 9 to 872 and encodes 287 amino acids.